Molecule: messenger RNA, 5415 nt
Organism: Motacilla alba alba
Lineage: Eukaryota; Metazoa; Chordata; Aves; Passeriformes; Motacillidae
Biological process (GO): homophilic cell-cell adhesion
Cellular component (GO): plasma membrane
Molecular function (GO): calcium ion binding
Source: RefSeq, a predicted model, not a curated record
AUGUGCGCGGCGGGGAGGCGCUGGGGCCGGCGGCAGCGAGCUCUGCUCUGGGCCGUGCUGCUGGCAGCGUGGGAGGCGGCGUGGGGGCAGCUGCGCUACUCGGUGCCCGAGGAGAUGCCCAAGGGCUCCUUCGUGGGCGACGUGGCCAAGGACCUGGGGCUGAAAUUACCGGAGAUCCGAGAUCGCGGCUUUCAAAUUGUCUCCGAAGGUAGGACGAAGUAUUUCGCUUUGCACGGGAAGACGGGACAUUUAGUGACGGCAGAGAGGAUCGACAGAGAGCAGCUGUGCCGGCUGGUGGAGAAAUGCGUGCUGCGCUGUGAGCUGAUAGUGGAGGGACAGAUGCAGGUUUACCGAAUCGAAGUGGAAAUCACGGACAUUAACGACAACGCACCGAGCUUCAAGGAAAGUGAGGUUGAAGAGAGGAUUAGCGAGACGACAGCUCCCGGGUCACGGUUUUCCCUUGCCAGGGCCCACGACCCGGACUCGGGCCGGAAUUCCCUGCAGAGCUACGAGCUGAGCGGUGACGAGCACUUCUCGCUGGCCGUGCAGGCGGGCCCCGGCGGCGAUCAGCGUCCCGAGCUGGUGCUGGCGAAGGCGCUGGACCGGGAGGAGGCGGCGUUUCACGAGCUGGUGCUGCGGGCGAUGGACGGCGGCGAUCCGGCCCGGACGGGCACGGCUCGGAUCCGCGUGACCGUGCUGGACGCGAACGACAACGCGCCGGUGUUCAGCCAGGCGGAGUACACGGUGCGUGUGCCCGAGGACGUGCCCGUGGGCUCCACCCUUGUGAUCAUGACGGCUACGGACGCCGACGAAGGGCUGUACGGGGAAAUUAAAUACUCUUUGAAGAAAGAGGGGGACACAGCUUUUUUCCAUGUGGACUCUGAGAGUGGAGCGAUCAGUCUGUUGCGGAGCCUGGACUUCGAGGAAGCCGAGUCCUUUGAACUGGAGGUGCAGGCUCGGGAUGGGGGAGGUCUUUUCGACGCUGCCAAAGUCACGAUCAGCGUCACAGACAUAAACGAUAACGCACCAGUGAUAUCUGUGCGGUCAUCGCUAAGUGAGAUUUCCGAAGACGCCCCCUCGGGGACGGUGGUUGCACUGCUACAAUUGCAGGACCGGGACUCGGGGGCGAAUGGCGAGGUGCGCUGCUCGAUCGACAAAGAAGUUCCGUUCCGGCUGGAGAAGUCUUUUGACGAUUACUACCGCGUGGUGACAGCGAGAGAGCUGGACCGGGAGCAGGUGUCGGAGUACAACGUGACGGUGCGGGCGGCCGACGGCGGGCGGCCGGCGCUGCAGAGCAGCGCGGUGCUGGCGCUGCGGGUGCUGGACGUGAACGACAACGCGCCGGUGUUCGCGGAGGAGCGCUACAGCGCGCGGCUGGCGGAGAACAACGCGGCGGGCGCGCUGGUGCUGACGGUGCGCGCCACGGACGCGGACUGGGGGCAGAACGCGCGCGUGCGCUACCGGCUGGCGGAGGGGCGGGUGCGGGGCGCGCCGCUGUCGUCGUACGUGUCGGUGCAGGCGGAGACGGGCGCGCUGUACGCGCUGCGCUCCUUGGACUACGAGCAGCUGCGCGAGCUGCAGCUGUGGGUGCGUGCGGAGGACGGCGGCGCGCCGGCGCUCGGCAGCAACGUGUCGGUGCGGCUGGAGGUGCUGGACGAGAACGACAACGCGCCGCAGGUGCUGUACCCGCCGGCGGCCGCGGCGCUGGGCUCGGGCGCCGCGUGGUCGGGCGUGGAGCUGGCGCCGCGGCGCUCGGAGGCCGGCGCGCUGGUGGCCAAGGUGGUGGCGGUGGACGCGGACGCGGGGCAGAACGCGUGGCUGUCCUACGAGCUGGCCAAGGCCACGGAGCCGGGGCUGUUCCGCGUGGGGCUGCACAGCGGCGAGGUGCGCACGGCGCGCUCGCCGCUGGCCCGCGACGCGGCGCGCCACAGCCUGGUGGUGCUGGUGCGGGACCACGGGCGGCCGGCGCUGUCGGCCACGGCCACGCUGAGCGUGGUGCUGGCCGAGAGCGUGGCCGAGCUGCUGGCCGAGCUGGGCAGCGCGGCCGACGAGGCGGCGGCGCCGGGCGAGCCGGCCGCCAGCCUGACGCGCUGGCUCGUGCUGGCCGUGGCCGCCGUGUCGUGCCUCUUCGUGGCCUUCCUGCUGCUGCUGCUGGCGCUGCGCCUGCGCCGCUGCCACCGCCGCCAGCUGCUGCCGCCGGACGGCGGCGCCUUGCGCGGCGUGCCCGUGUCGCACUUCGUGGGCAUCGACGGCGUGCGCGCCUUCCUGCAGUCCUACUCGCACGACGUGUCGCUCACGGCCGACUCGCGCAAGAGCCAGCUGCGCCUCUCGGCCGCCGCCUGCUGCGACACCCUCCCGGCCCGGCCGCCGCCCGACGAGCCCGCGCCGCUGCUCGGGGACGAGGACCCUACCGGCGCCCUCCCCGCGGAUCCCACCCCUCCCUCGCACGCGACAGGACAUGUCAGAGAGAAACGGCUCGGAGUGGAGUUACGGAAGUUCUUCUGCGCGGGCGGUUGGCAGCGGGGAGCGGCCCCGGGGCCGGUGCAGCCGCUGAGCCGCGCCCAAAGCCGGGCCCCGCCGAGCGCGGCCAUCGGGCGGCUGCAGCGGCGCGGCGGCGCCUCCGGGUGUCGCUGUUGGCCGCCGCCGAGCGGCGCUGGAGCCGCCGCCGCCGCCGCCGCAGCGUCCUGCCCCCGCAGGCUGCUCGCUCGCCCGGCGCCGGCCACAGCGGCAGCGGCAGCGGCCGCAGCAGCGGCGGCGAGAGGCGGCGAGAGGCGGCGCGCCGAGCUCGGUGCCUUUCGGCGGUGUCGGCCGCGGGCGGCGAGAGCGGCUGGAAGGGCGGCGGGGCGGCGGCAGGAGGCAGGAGCGCGGCGAGCGCGGCGGGCGGAGAAUGGCGGGGAGGCGGCGGCAGAGGCGCGGGCCGGGCGGCGGCGAGCGCUGCUGGCCGCGGUGCUGCUGUGCGUGUGCUGCCGGGCGGCGGCCGAGCGGGUCCGCUACGCCAUCGCCGAGGAGCUGGGCAGAGGCUCGCUCGUGGGGCCGCUGGCGCGGGACCUGGGGCUCAGCGCCGACGAGCUGCCGGCGCGCAAGCUGCGGCUGAGCGACGAGAAGCAAUACUUCACGGUGAAUGAGGAGAACGGGAACCUGUACGUGAACGAGAGGCUGGACCGGGAGGAGAUGUGCGGCGACUCGGCGACCUGCUCCGUCAGCUUCGAGGCGCUGGUGCACAGCCCGCUGAACGUUUUCCACGUUGAUGUGGAGAUCGAGGACGUGAAUGACAACUCCCCGGUCUUCAGCAAAGCUGCUCUAGAGCUGGAGAUUGGUGAAUGGACUCUCCCCGGUGCUCGCUUUCUGCUGGAGAUGGCCCGCGAUAUGGACAUGGGCAGCAACUCUCUGCUGACUUAUCAGCUCACCAGCAACCCAUCCUUCACUUUGGCCAUGAAGGAAAGCCCUGGUGGAAAAAAACAGCCGGAAUUGGUGCUGGAGAGAGCGCUGGACCGGGAGAAGCAGAGUUCCUUUGAGCUGGUGCUGAUAGCAGUGGACGGCGGGAACCCCGCGAGGUCUGGGACUGUUCUGGUUCUUAUCAACGUGACAGACGCCAAUGACAACCCGCCCGUGUUCAGCAAAAGCGUCUACGAGGCGCGAGUGGCAGAGAAUCUGCCAGCGGGGUCGGUGGUGCUGUGUGUGCAGGCGAAGGAUGCGGACGCGGGCGCUAACGGGAGAGUCUUUUAUUCCUUCGGCAACGUCCCGGAGAGCAUCCGCUCGCUGUUCACUAUUGACAGUGAGAGUGGUGAGGUGAGGACGGCGGGUCCCCUCGAUUUUGAGGGACAGAGUAAAUACAGCUUUCGGCUGGAGGCGAGGGACGGUGGAGGGCUCACUGAUCUCUGUGAAGUGCAGAUCAACAUCACCGAUGAGAAUGACAACGCCCCGGAGAUUACGAUUUUGUCGCUUUCGAGUCCCGUAUCUGAGGACGCUCCGGUGGGCACCGUGGUGGCCGUGCUGAAAGUGCGGGACAGGGACUCGGGCGAGAACGGUCAGGUGUCGUGCGAGCUGUCGGGCGAGGCGCCGCUGUCGCUGGUGGCGUCGUCGGGCGGCUCGUACAAGGUGGUGACGGCGAGCGCGCUGGACCGCGAGCAGGCGUGCGAGCACCGCGUGACGGUGGUGGCCCGGGACCGGGGCAGGCCGGCGCUGCGGAGCAGCAGGGAGCUGGUGCUGGAGGUGUCGGACGUGAACGACAACGCGCCGGUGUUCGAGGAGGCGGCGUACAGCGCGUACGUGGCGGAGAACAACGCGGCGGGCGCGCUGGUGCUGCGCGUGCAGGCGCGGGACGCGGACGCGGGCGCCAACGGGCGCGUGAGCUACUGGCUGGCGGGCGGCAGCGCGGGCGCGGCGGGCGCGGCGCCGCUCGUGUCGGUGGAGGCGCGGAGCGGCGCGCUGUACGCGCAGCGCUCCUUGGACUACGAGCGGUGCCGCGAGUUCGCGGUGGCCGUGCGGGCGCAGGACGGCGGCUCGCCGGCGCGCAGCUCCACGGCCACGGUGCGCGUCUUCGUGCUGGACCGCAACGACAACGCGCCCAGGGUGCUGUGGCCGGCGGCGGCGGCGGCGGCGGCGGGAGAGGCGGCGGCGGGAGGGGCGGCGGCGCCUUUCGAGGUGGUGCCGCGCUCGGCCGAGGCCGGCUACCUGGUGGCCAAGGUGGUGGCGGUGGACGCGGACGCGGGGCGCAACGCGUGGCUGUCGUACGAGCUGGUGGCGGCGUCGGAGCCGGCGCUGUUCCGCGUGGGGCUGCACAGCGGCGAGGUGCGCACGGCGCGCGCCGUGUCCGAGCGGGACGCGGCCAAGCAGCGUGUGGUGGCCGUGGUGAAGGACCACGGGCAGCCGGCGCUGUCGGCCACGGCCACGCUGCACGUGGUGCUGGCCGAGAGCUUGCAGGAGGCGCUGCCGGAGCUGAGCGAGCGGCCGGCGGGCGCCGAGGCGGCGGCGGCGGCGGCGGCCGAGCUGCAGUUCUACCUGGUGCUGGCGCUGGCGCUGCUGUCGGCGCUCUUGGUGCUGAGCGUGGCGCUGGCCGUGCUGGCGCGGCUGCGCCGGGCCGGGCCGCCCGCCGUGCUGCGCUGCCUGGGCGCGCAGCGCUUCUCGCUGGCCGGCGCCGCCUUCCCGGCCGACUUCUGCGAGGGCACCUUGCCCUACUCCUACAACCUGUGCGUGGCGCCGCCGGCCCGCGCCCCGCCCGAGGCCGCUUGGCCGCCGCCGCCGGUGCCCAUCCUGUCGGCGGAGGAGCUUCUGGGCGGGGAUUCCUGCCACAAGCCGAGCCUGAGCAGCAGCGCCCUGACGGGAGAGCCGCCGGCCGGCUCGGAUGCACCGCAGGUCUGUAAAGUGAAUUCUUUCGUUCUGCGCCUUUAUAUAACGGCGUGCUGGUGGCCGUGA